Brassica napus (rape) is the source of this 650-nucleotide messenger RNA. RefSeq names its product plastocyanin-like. Gene Ontology annotation, cellular component: chloroplast thylakoid lumen. The transcript has a single exon. Gene Ontology annotation, molecular function: copper ion binding. Bases 1 to 504 code for a protein of 167 amino acids. The record is from RefSeq and is a predicted model, not a curated record. Lineage: Eukaryota; Viridiplantae; Streptophyta; Magnoliopsida; Brassicales; Brassicaceae.
AUGGCUUCAAUAACCUCAGCCACCGUCGCAAUCCCAUCUUUCACCGGUCUCAAAUCCACAUCCUCCAAACCCUCAACCGUCGUCAAAAUCCCCACCGUGGCGGCAGCAUCAACGAAGCUCACCGUGAAGUCAUCACUAAAGGACUUCGGAGUCGCUGCCGUAGCGGCUGCAGCUUCCAUUGCUUUGGCUGGAAACGCCAUGGCAAUAGAUGUUCUCUUGGGAUCAGGAGAUGGGGCGUUAGCCUUUGUCCCCAACGACUUCACAAUAGCCAAAGGUGAGAAGAUUGUGUUCAAGAACAAUGCUGGAUUCCCACACAACGUUGUGUUCGAUGAGGACGAGAUCCCAAGUGGUGUUGACGCUAGCAAAAUCUCGAUGGACGAGCAAGAUUUACUCAAUGGUCCGGGAGAGACGUACGAGGUUGCUUUGACUGAGCCUGGGACUUACAGCUUUUAUUGUGCGCCGCAUCAGGGUGCUGGUAUGGUUGGUAAAGUUACCGUUAACUAAUAAAAUGUGACUGUAAUGUGACAGAGAAUCUCUGAGUCAGGUAGAGGCUUUUGUUUCAGUCUUACAUAAGGUGUUUUGAACCGAAUGGACCGUGAUAUGCUAUAAUGUGACUGGUUCCAUAAAUGCUAUUUCUUCGUUAUAAAUUA